This is a messenger RNA of Symbiodinium necroappetens, 4089 nucleotides long. The record is from the annotation of a GenBank genome assembly. Lineage: Eukaryota; Dinophyceae; Suessiales; Symbiodiniaceae.
AUGUGUUGUUUGUUUGGGCGGGUGGCUGGGGGAACGGAGGGUGGCGGGAGACUUCACUGUCUUCGACGCGCUGUUUGGCACACUCUUACCCUUUGCAGAACGGGCAAGAAUGUCCAUUCCCUGCGGCCCUGCAAGGAUGCCUGUCGGCAAUGUGUGACAGACUCGCAGAACAGAGUCAUCGAGUUCGAGGGCUACAAGCCUUCUCGCCUUGGAAGAUUCGCCUCAAUGCUGGUGCCGAUGACGACCGCACUGCUCGUCAUCCUUUUCGUCGUCGCUGUGGCAGAUUAUUACUGGGAUUGCGAAUGGAGCUGGCCCGACCAUCUUUGCUUCAUCGGCACAUUUCCAAUCUUUGGGAGCUUUGACACCAACUCGUACGUGUUCUUGAUAGUGUGGUGCCUGGGCGUGACUUGGUUCUUCUUCCUGAUUGUGAAUACUGGCGGUCAGAUGAUCAAGCAGUUUGGCUUGAGAGCACCAUUCCGCAAGGCGGCGGUCAUCUGUGUGUCCGUGCAGGAACGUCAGGAGACAAUUAGCAGUGGAUACUCGCGGACAUUGGCCUUGCGAAAGAAGGUGCUGGGCUUGGUGGCCAAACUCCUUCGAGCAAAGGAUCUGCCGGGCGGCUUUCUAUCGCUGUCCGGUGCAUCAUCCCAGACAAUUCCUCUAAAGUACGACCAUUCCAGCAAGCUCUGGUACGUGGAGUUUCGCUGCCAGAGAUAUGUGUACGAUCCUGUCACCGACGGCUUUUUGCAGCACGAUCCCAGCACAAGUCUGAGGAAAGGUCAUGCGGCCUUCGAUGCGCUGCUAGCAGAAGGGGGGCUGAGGACGAAAGGCCCGUCGCCCCAAGGCUUCAAGUCUGUCGAAGAGAUGUACAGGAGCUCCGGGCCGAACCGGAUUCCCUUUGAAGUCGACGGAUGGACCCAGGCGCUCACCGAGGAGUUCAGUACGCUCUUCUUCUUAUACCAGUUCGCCAUCUACGCGGUCUGUGUCUGGUUCUCCUACUGGCACUACACCAUCAUCGCCAUGACCAUUGCUGUCAUUUCUGGCUUCUUCAACACGUCUGUCAGACUUGCGAGUCAGCAGUCCAUCAAAUCGAUGAUGGAACAGCAGCUGACCGCCCACGUACUUCGAGACGGCCAGGUGGUCGAGGUCGACGCCAACGAGCUUGUCCCCGGCGACAUCCUCAAGGUCCAUCCUGGCCCUGUCCCUUGUGACCUGCUGUUGCUACGCGGAGCGGCGGUCUGCGAUGAGUCGACUCUGACUGGCGAGUCCAUGCCCGUGCAGCGCCUGGCACCGGUAGAGAAGCUUCCGGAUGACCCGCCCGGAUUCCGAUUUCCAGCAAAGCAUUCGCUGGUUGCAGGAACGUCAGUACUGCAAGUUGUCGAUGAUGAGACUUGGGCACUGGCCACACAUACUGGCAUCCACACGCAGAAGGGGCAGCUGCUUCUUUUGAUCUUGUACCCUCCAAAAUUGGUGUUCAAGUAUGACGAGCAGCUGAGCGUUGUUUUUUUCCUGCUCAUCAUCUAUGCUUUUGCCCUUGUGGUCAAGUUGAUGAGAGUCAUGUAUGUUCGCUACGCAGUGCAACAGAAGCUGCCCCUGACGGCCACCUGGGCCAGUGGGGUCUUCACAUGCUCCUGCGUUCUGCCGACCAUGCUGCACAUCGUGCUCUCCGUGGGCCAGGUGAUUUCGGCGAAGCGGCUGAAGGAGAAGGCUUGCAGCAUCUUCUGCGUCGUGCCGAAGCGCAUCGCCUUGGCCGGGAAGGUUCGGGUUGCUUGCUUUGAUAAAACGGGCACCUUGACAACCAGCGGUCUGGAGUUCUUUGGAGUGCACUGUGUGGAGAUGGACGGCACCGACCCGGGACUUCAAGGUUCCCAAAGCCCUUUCUCCUCACCGCUCGCUGCCGCCACGGCCACGAGUCCGCGACUGGCGGCAGAACCUCAGAAGUCGAAGUGGGACCUCCACAUUUUGUGUGGCUUGGCGAGCGCGCAUUCGCUGUCGCCCUUCUCGCAAAGCGAAGCAGGUGUUGUUGGAAAUGCUGUCGAGGUGAACAUGUUCAAAGCCUCCGGAUGGUCGCUGGCCUCGCAGCGCGAUGUCCGAAGCCCAUCUGGCGGCUCUUUCGAAGGGCAUCGACUGGAAAUCCUGAAGCGUUUUGAUUUCUCCCAUAGCACCAUGACGAUGAGUGCCGUGGUGAAGCAUCAUCCCAGUGGCGAGCAAGGCAUCUACUGUAAAGGCAGCUUCGAGCACAUUCUGCGCAAGUGUCGGCCGAGCUCGGUGCCGGAGAACUUCGUGCAGGUUGCCGAAGCCCACGCCUUCGCGGGCAUGUAUGUCUUGGGUUUGGCGGCCCGACCUUUGAAAGGUGGCGAGGUGGUGCAAACUCGGGCGGACGUGGAGAAGGAUUUGACUUUGCUAGGAUGCCUUCUGUUCAAGAAUCCACCUCGGCCAGACACUGCUGAGACCAUCCUCCGCCUCCGUGCUGGCGAUGUCCGGAGUGUCAUGAUCACCGGAGAUGCGGCCGGCACGGCGGUGUCCAUUGCCAAGGAGAUAAAACUUGCGGCACCGGGGCUGCCAGUUCUUUUGGGAGACAUGGAAAAGAACAGCACCGGCCACACCGCUGUUUGUUGGAGGUGCGUCGGGGAAGAUCUGAAAGGCUUGAACGAAAUCCUCUUGGGCAACGAAUGGCUGACCUGGCGCAAGAACUACAAGCAGUGGAGGGGAGGAGCUGCAGCUGGUGCGCGCGGGGAAGCCACCAUGAAGGCUGCCAAGAGACGUGCGCACGAAGCGCAGGAGCCCGAGAUCUCCAGGCGCUGUUCGUGGCCGCAGCUGGAGGAGGUGCAAAAUGCAGGUGAAGAGACAGUGGAUGAAGAUUUCGUUUUCUCGACAGAGGAGAUAGUGCUAUCACGACUCUUUGAAUGGUGCGAACUGGCGGUGACUCAGCAAGCCUUUGAAUGGCUUGCAGCACAGCAGUGCUCGCCGGACCUGCGCCGAGUGUUGCUGGGCUCCCGCCUGUCCUCAUUGAAGAAGGGCAGGGUGCUUGGAAGCGGCAAAGGCCACACAUCUCUUCUGUGGGAGCUGCUCACCUCCAUCCGCAUCUUCGCCCGCAUGACGCCAAAUGGCAAGAUCAGUGUGGUGGAAGGCUUCAUGUCCCAAGGCCUCAUCUGCGCCAUGGUUGGCGACGGUGGAAACGACUCUGGUGCCUUGCGCACAGCACACGUCGGGAUGGCCCUGAGCUCGGCCACCUCGGCGACUGUGGUCGCCCCGUUCACCACCUGUCGGCCCAGUGUGGCACCCAUUGCGGACCUCCUCCGCGAGGGCAGAGGCGCGCUGGCAACGUCCUUCGCUGGAUACAAAUACUGUGUCCACUACGGACUGUUGAACUCGGUGCUGAAGUUCAAGACCUACUGGCACGGCAUCUCGCAGUCCAUGAUGGCGGCCUACUUCCAGGACAUGAUCGGAUUCCUGAGCCUUUCCUGGGCGAUGAGUUUGGCAAGGCCUGCUCCCGUGCUCGCCACCAGCCGUCCAACCUCCUCGCUCUUUUCGGGCUUCACAGUGCUCUCUGUCGUGGGUAUGCUCGGGCUGAAUGCGCUCUUCCUGGAAGUGAACUGGAACAUCAUAACAUCGGACGAGGAGUAUGUGCCAUUCCCUGUUCACAAGGUUCGCAUUACGCAGUGGUGGAAACUGAACCGGAACUGGGAGAUCACUACCCUUUUCUUCACGUACACCUUUCAACUCUUCUGGUCAGCCGUCGUGUACUCCUUCGGGGAUGUCUUCCGACUUCCCUGGUAUACGAAUUUGGUGCUGAUGGCCCUGGUGGCUGUGAACCUGGGGCUGCUGACAUUCUUACUGUUGAGCAGUCCAAACUGGAUGACUCGCUUGUUCAAGCUCGUCUUCGAGGACGUCACUGACUCCGAUCCAUGGACGCGAGAUGAGUACUGUCCAGCAAUGCCCAGAUCAGUUCGCUUCCAUCUGCUGCUGGUGAUCAUGUGCAAUCUGACAUGCACGGCUUUCCUGGAGAAGGUGAUUAUUCAAGGGCGAGUGGGCGACUAUAUGCGGGUGUUGGGACGUGCUCUAUCGAAGCAUGUCACUCUGCGGUUGUGA